Penicillium cataractarum is the source of this 1095-nucleotide messenger RNA. Its product is annotated as transcription factor IIF subunit TFG2. The coding region runs from base 1 to 1095 and encodes 364 amino acids. The record is from RefSeq and is a predicted model, not a curated record. The transcript is spliced from 4 exons. Gene Ontology annotation, cellular component: transcription factor TFIIF complex. Lineage: Eukaryota; Fungi; Ascomycota; Eurotiomycetes; Eurotiales; Aspergillaceae. Gene Ontology annotation, biological process: transcription initiation at RNA polymerase II promoter; transcription by RNA polymerase II.
AUGGCCCAGGUCAAGCCAGACCCGGAUGCUAUGUACAUCAAGCCCGACCCCGACAGCAAGGAGACAGUCCUUGCAGACCUGGAGGAUGAUGAUAUCUACGAGGAUGCAGGAGAUCUGGACUUCUCAGCGUCAGCACAGAACGUAUGGCUCUCACGACUGCCUCAGCAGCUGUGGGACCAUUGGGCGACAAUGGAUGAGAAUGCGGAUGAUGACGAAGAGAUUGAAAUCGGAACGAUCAGGAUAGAAGGUGAACCGGGAGAUCUCAAGCGGGUCAGCUUGCGAAUUCACAAACGCGAGGGCAACGAGGACAUUCCCAAAGACUACACACUGCAAAAGCAGUCCAUGUCCACAAACGCGGCACAUAUGACCCAAAAUACCUUUGUUUUCACGGAAAAGGAUAUCCCCGGAGCUGAAAACCGGUUGGCAUCGUUUGGAGAGAAGCGCUCAGCCUUAUACGAAGCUAUGAAGCGUGACGCGCGGAGGAGGCAGCAAGGCAAAAAAUGGGAGCCCUACGUCCGCAAGACAGUUCCAAAACAAACGGCCCUGGUCGGACAAGUCAGCGAGGAGUUUAACCUCUUGCCGGUCGAGAACGAAGAACUACGACGGAUUUCCGAAAAAGCAGCUAUUCAAGCUAUGAAGCCGAAGGAGAAGGUCCAAUAUGUCGACGAUAUCAGCCCUGACAUUACCAAUGCAGCUAUUCUCCUGCCCACGAACAAGGGUCACUUUGUGCAACAAAUCAAACCUACCAAGGCCAAAGCCCAAGAGAACAAGUCUACUCGUAUGCCCCAAAACGAGCUUCUGGACCGCAUCUUCGAGUGCUUCCGAGAAUUCCGCUACUGGCCAUUCAAAACUCUCAAGGCCAAGCUACAACAGCCCGAAUCCUAUCUUAAGGAGACUCUGGAGAUGGUUGCCCAUCUGGUCAAGGCGGGUGACUUUGCUAUGACAUGGGAGUUGAAGCCUGAGGCUCAGCAUGCUAACUAUGCUUCCAUGUCCUAUGACAAUGUCAAGGAUGAGAAGCCGCCAGACAUGGACGACUAUGAAGAUGCUUCGGAGGAGGAUCCUAUGGCUUCGGGCAUGAUAACGGAUCAUGACUAA